UACUACAAGGUAGAUUCGUAUGGACUUUCCCGAUGUUCUAGCACUUCUUUACGUUUGGAAAACUUCGUUCGUCUUUACACUUCGUCGCUUUAGUGAGAUCAAACUGUCUCCGGAAUUUGCCUAGAUAUUUUAGCUUUGCGGGUAAUAUCUAAAAUCUCUGAUCUUUAUAAAAAAGUAAAAAGAAAUAAAAACUGAUUAACACCAUAGAAAAUCGUAAACUUAUUACGCCUUAAACUGCUCACUAUAUUUUACAUAAACGCAUGCAAUUUUGGAACUAAAUCAUCAAAACAAGUGGGCGAGAAAACAAAUAAUGGCGCUGGCAAAUCGAAGACCGCCGGCAGACAGUGGAGCCGGUAAAGGAUACGGAGG
Amoebophrya sp. A120 is the source of this 369-nucleotide messenger RNA. The record is from the annotation of a GenBank genome assembly. Lineage: Eukaryota; Dinophyceae; Syndiniales; Amoebophryaceae.